AUGAAUAUAUAUACAUUGGUAUUGUUGUUGUUGGUGUUUUUGGCUACGACAUUGGCAUUCACGCCAGACUUGCGCGAGACAGUCUUCUUUGAUGACUUCCAACAACCCGCCAACGAAGAAGGCGGUCGCAAAUGGACGACAAGCAAGUACUCAGAGGCAGAUUAUGAGAUCGCAUCGCCAGGCGACACCCAGCGACUCAACCCUUACGACAAGGGCAUGUUGUUUCCAAACUCUGGCAAGCGAUACAUCAUCACGCGCAAGUUGGACACGCCGCUAGACAACAGUGGCCGCGACCUCAUCGUCCAGUUCGACCUCAAGUUGCAGAAAGGUAUGGCGUGUGGCGGUGCCUACAUCAAGCUAUAUCGCGACAACCCUGCACAGGGCAUCACACCCGAGACCAUCGCGCCGGCCACACCCUACCAGCUGCUGUUUGGCCCGGACCGCUGCGGCACGCGCAGCAACCAGGUGCAGCUCACGAUCAAUCAUCGCAACCCUGUGACCAAUGAGCUCCAGGAGAAGCGAAUCAGACCCAAGCGACAGAUACCAUUCGACUCGCUGUCGCAUUUGUACACGCUACACGUCUUCCCCAACAGCACGUUCACCAUUGGCAUCGAUCAACAUAUUGUGCUGCAGGGCGAUCUGCGCACGGACUUUGUCCCGCCAUUCAGCCCGCCCAAAGAGGUGAGCGAUCCGAGCGACCGCAAGCCGGCCGACUGGGUCGACCAGUCCACCAUGGACGACCCGACGGCGCGCAAGCCCGACGACUGGGACGAGACACAGCCGCCCACGAUCCCCAAGCCUUCGGCCAACAAGCCACGAAACUGGCGCGACAACGAACCACUACUAGUACCGGCUGCGCAACCCGCCGAGUGGAAUGAAGAGGAGGAUGGAGAGUGGGAGCCGACGAUGGUGCCCAAUCCCAAGUGCGCCGACGGUCUGUGCGGCACAUGGGAGGCACCCAAGAUCCCCAACCCCAAGUACAAGGGCAAGUGGCGCGCUCCACAAGUUCCCAACCCGGCGUAUCGUGGCGUGUGGCGUGCACGCCAGAUACCAAACGACAAGUACUUCAACGUGGAGAACCCUUAUAUACUGGACCCGAUCGGCUUCAUUGCCAUCGAGGUAUGGACACUCACACCGAGCAUUCUCUUUGACAAUGUGAUCAUUACACAUAGCAAGGACGAGGCCGACCGUCUGGCCGCCGACACUUGGGCGCCCCGCCACGACAUGGAGCUCAAACAACAAGUGCCAUGGCCAACACAUGGCAACAGCGUAUUCGAUCGAAUGGUUAAAUUCACCGAGUCGGCCAUCGACUUUAUCAAACUAUAUCCAGUGCAGCUGGCCGUCAUCGCCGCCGCCAUCACCAUUCCAUUCAUCAUCCUCUGUCUGGCAUUGCCCAGCUCACAUCCAGUAGCUCGAGCUCCAAGCCAGCCCAUCAACAAUACUCAUGCGUCGCCCUCAUCAUCGUCGACAUCAACGACCAAGACAAGGUCACCAUCAUCAAAGACUUCGAAGGCCCCUGCCAUGGCCUCGGGUGUUACCGAAUCAAACUCAGAUACACCAACAACCCAGACGACAACAACAACACUGAAGCAACGACCGAUACAUACGACUAGCAAGCAAGCCGACUUUCCAACAAUCGAGUCUGACUCUGAUGAUUAA
This is a messenger RNA of Acytostelium subglobosum LB1, 1659 nucleotides long. RefSeq lists its product as hypothetical. Lineage: Eukaryota; Evosea; Eumycetozoa; Acytosteliales; Acytosteliaceae. The transcript has a single exon. The record is from RefSeq and is a predicted model, not a curated record. Gene Ontology annotation, cellular component: endoplasmic reticulum; endoplasmic reticulum membrane. The coding region runs from base 1 to 1659 and encodes 552 amino acids. Gene Ontology annotation, biological process: protein folding. Gene Ontology annotation, molecular function: calcium ion binding.